Messenger RNA from Carassius gibelio (silver crucian carp), 7137 nucleotides. RefSeq names its product disks large-associated protein 4-like. Lineage: Eukaryota; Metazoa; Chordata; Actinopteri; Cypriniformes; Cyprinidae. Gene Ontology annotation, biological process: signaling. The transcript is spliced from 14 exons. The coding region runs from base 326 to 3646 and encodes 1106 amino acids. Gene Ontology annotation, molecular function: molecular adaptor activity. The record is from RefSeq and is a predicted model, not a curated record. Gene Ontology annotation, cellular component: postsynaptic specialization; glutamatergic synapse.
CUCGCGGCUGAAUCUCGCAGUGAUGGAGCUCGGAGUGGCUCGUUUUCGCGCUCGCCGGAGAUAAAGUGAUUUUAAGGAGAAAUGCGGCGUGUUUCCAGUGCUGCUGAUCUCACACACCGCCAGACCUGAGCUCACAUUGAGACGAGGAGCGGCACUGGGAAGUUUAAUGUUCCUCAAGAGCGACGGAAACAGUCAUCCGAACAUCUGAGGAGAUUUCACCUGCUGGUUUUGGCACAACAUUAGGAUGACCUUCAAAUGGUUUCUGUUUCUUCCCGGUGGGCUCAUGCUCCUGAUCUAGGGUGGGGGGGCAUCGCCCCGUUCUGCCAUGAAAGGCUACACCCCCCAGCGCACCCGUUACCUGUCCGACUGCGAGCUGCCCCGUUCUCCCAGUCCCCGGGCCGCCUCCACCCUGUCCCACGCCCCGUUUCUCCUCCCAGCAGCCAUGGAGCAUUACGGAGCCCUGGACACACAGCACUUCUCCCCGUCGCCCGACUGCCUGAUGCCCCUCAGCAGCCAGCUGUCCUCCAGCAGCACCUUCCCCAGAAUCCACUACAGCUCACACUUCGAUCAGGGCGACUUCGGCCCCGCGACCGACAGCAUCGGGGGAAUCAGCACCGGGACGCUGGGGACGUCUAUGUCUAUGGGAAUGGGUCUCGGAGUGGGACGGACCGCCGUGAUCACCAGCGGAUCUGCAACUAUAUCAGGGGCAGGAAAGAUGAACCGGUUGCCGCCUAACCUCCUGGACCAGUUCGAGAAACAGCUGCCAGGUCAACAGGACGGGUUCAGCACGUUACAGUUUCAUCGCAGCACUGCGGUGACGACCACCAAACAGCAGCAACAACAGCGGACCGACAGUCCGGGAAAAAUACGCUACUUUGUUCACUCCGUUCAGAAACUGUUCGCUAAAUCCCAGUCGCUGGAAAACUCUGCCAUGAAGGGAAACAUGAACGGCCGCAACAGCAGAUCGUCGAGCAGUAAUGACAAACACCAUCGAAGCAAAAGCAAAGACCGGGCGAAGAGCGAAGGAACGGCCAAACGGAGGCCUCGAUCCAAUAUGUCUGGAUACUGGAGUUCUGACGAUUUGGACAGUGAUAUUAGUAACUAUAGGAACCCGAUGGCCAUGAUGACUUUGGGUCGUCAAGCGGUGGGAUCCGGACCGGGGCCGGGCGGACAGGUGGCGUCCAGGUACCUCAUGCAGGGCUACAGCACCAUUAGCGAGCACACGCUCAAAUCCCCAAAGAGUAACAGUGACCUGAAGCACCAGGGGCUCCCUGCACUCCCAGGACCUGGAGGCGGUGGGGGGGUCGGAGGAGGCCAAGGGCCGAUGUUUGACGGGAACUUUGGUAAAGGGGGACCCUGGUCCACACUUACGUUAGGACCCACCAGACAGGUGUGCCAGAAGGGCUCGGCCACACUGGAUCGCACCCUGCUGAAGUCCAAAUCUGUCCAGCAGGAUCUGGGGUGCCACUUCCUGCAGGUGCGUGGGAGGAUGCCGUCCACCGGCGACUGGACAGGGACUCUGGGCCGAAGUGGGCCCAUGGGUGAGAUCCCCUGUAGACGGAUGCGUAGCGGCAGUUACGUCAAAGCCAUGGGCGAUCUUGAGGAUAGCGACGACUCUGACGGGAGUCCCAAACCCUCGCCAAAAAGCGCCGCACGGAGGCAAAGCUACCUACGCGCAACACAGCAAUCACUAAGUGACCAGUUCCCCUCAAGAAACCGUCUGCUGGACUACUCGAUGCUGCAGGGGGAUCUGGAGGCUCUCUGGUCCCCGCUCCACAGCAUCAGCACCCUGCAGCAGAUCGGACGCUCUGUCAGCUGUCUUCCUUCUCUGCGAGAGUUCUCUGGGAAUCGGAGUCUGGAUAACCUGGACUGCAUCGGAGGCAGCUCUCCGUUCCCAAUCUGGGAUGAUGAUGACUUCAGUCAGGGCUGCAGCACGCUGGGACGCAGCAGCUGCAUCAGUCAGGUGCGAGACAUGGAGCUGAGCCAUCAUUAUGGAGACGAGCUGGAAGACAUGCAUCCUCGCUCCCGCUGCAGCGAUCCUCCUGACAUGCCCAUGCCCACAUGCUUCCGCUCACGCAGCCAUAGUUACCUUCGUGCCAUUCAGGCCGGCUGUUCUCAAGACGACGACACGGCCUCGAUGGAUUCUGAUUCACCGCCGCCCACGACCACAACGACCGUACGCACCUACAGCAACAGCACCGUGUCCACAUGCAUGACCUCCUGUAAGAGGGUGGCUCCGCCUCCUGUUCCCCCCCGCACCACCUCCAAACCCUUCAUCUCCGUCACCGUGCAGAGCAGCACAGAGUCCGCGCAGGACUGCUACCCCGACCGCAAGAGCGAGGUCAACAGCCAAUCAGGACGCAGCAACUCCUCCGAAAGCCUCGACAGCCUGCCCAAAGGGUCACGACCCCCUGUAGCGCCGCCCCGUGAGCCCCAGAUCCCGGCGGCCGUGGUCAUCUCUCCCAACCCGCUCCGAGAGUCCCAUCAUGAGCAGGUGAAGGGGGAGGCACUCCCUGUGGACGAACCCCCUGUAGACCCCGUCCCGAGACGGAAACUCUCCUCCAUUGGGAUUCAAGUCGACUGCAUUCAGGAAAUCCAGGCUAAAGUAGAGACGCCACCGCUGGCCAGAUUCCAGUCGAUCGGAGUUCAAGUGGAGGACGGCUGGACUUGCAGCCGCUCCAGUAGUAUGGCCUCUAGGCAAGAGACGGACUCAGACACACAAGACCUCUCGCUCACAUCCCUUACGUUCCCUUCAAACUCCAAACACACCGAGAAGAAAGUCAUGGUCAACAGUGCCAGCCAAUCGGUGGACUCGCCUCAGCAGCUCUCCCUUGACAACGGUAACCAUGAAAAUGAUGUGGCGGUGACGACCAGCGGUCCCUCCCGACAGAUCCUGACCAAUCGCUCGACCACACAGAGCAGCUCCUCGUCCUUCUCCGAGAGUCUGGAUCCGGCCCUUGACCCGUCCUCCCUCCCGCCGCCCGACCCCUGGCUGGAGAGCGGGAACGGGACGGGGAACGGAGGCCCCGCCCACCCAUUGACGGGGGCCACAGGAGCCACAACAUGCCGGCGGGACGGUCACUGGUUCCUGAAGCUCCUGCAGGCUGAGACGGGUCGGAUGGAGGGAUGGUGCAGUCAGAUGGAGAAAGAGACCAGCGAGCACCAGCUCUCAGAAGAGGUUUUGGGGAAGGUCCGUAUUGCGGUGGGCUGCGCUCAGCUCCUCAUGUCCCAGAAGUUCCAGCAGUUCAGAGGCUUGUGUGAACAAAACCUGAAUGUGAAUGCAAACCCCAGACCCACGGCUCAAGAUCUGGCCGGGUUUUGGGAUCUUCUUCAGCUCUCGAUAGAAGACAUCAGCCUCAAGUUUGACGAGCUUUAUCAUCUCAAAUCAAACGAGUGGAAGCUGGAAGGAGACUCACCGGUGAAGCAGGAGAACCAGAAACGGACUCCUCCGGUGCCCAAGAAGCCUGGGAAGACUAAAGCGGCCCUGGGCCGAGAGAAGAGCAAUGACACGGUGGACAAACAGAGACAGGAGGCUCGCAAGCGGCUCAUGGCAGCCAAGAGAGCUCAGUCCGUCAAGCAGAACUCGGCCACCGAGAGCGCCGACAGCAUCGAGAUCUACGUCCCCGAGGCGCAGACACGGCUCUGAGGAGAUGCACCAGAUGCACAGCGAACACGCUCAAGGGCUCCGGCGUCACACACAGCACCAAAAGCUGCUUUUGUCUUUUGACGCCCUCGUUUAAUACACAGAGGUGAGAGAGUGGGACGGAAACCACGCAGUGCGAACGGACUGCCAAGGAAAACCUCACAACAAUCUCAUUAGUUGCAAUGAAUAAUAUUAUUAUUGAUAUGAUUAUUAAUAACGGACUGCUAUUGAUUACUAUUACUGUCCUAGAUUGUUUUAAUUAUUCUAAUAUUUUGGAUAAGAGCUCCUGUAUCGUAGAAAGACGCCCACCACUCGAUUGAAAUCCACGUCUUCCUGUUACACGCUUCGCUUUCUGUUCUUCUUCUUCCUCUCUUCCUUCACCAGAGAUGUUCCUCGUCUUUUGUUAAUGGUUUUGAUCGAUGGAAGCGAUAGAUGCGGUGUGUUUCAGGGCAGCCAGGUGGCGCUCUUCAAUUUCCCAUGUUUAGAAAUCAUGCGUGGUGGCGUAUCAGAUCUCCAUCUCAGGUCCUGAAGUCUCACGGUUGUCCAGUUCUCAUGGGUUUAAACAGGUUUUGACCUGACCUGAUGUUUUGUUGAAUGAAGUGCCUGUGGGUAACUUUAAGACCCUUGUAGCAAUAUCAAAGAUUAUAAUAUCACAAUUUAAACAGCACCCCCUAAAACACGUAGUGUAGACUCAAAAUGUAAAGAGCGAAAUAUGGUUCUUCGUUCCUUUUCUCUUUCAAACUGCACAAAUCUGCACUUAUCACUCCUGGUCAUGUUUUAAUACAGUAUUGAAAAUGACUAGAUAAAGCAGACUCUUCUGUAACUGAACGUCUUUACUGGGAAUUUUCACAAAAACACAUUUGAUGUGGUCCAAUUUGUACUUGGAAUUGUUAAAAAAAGGCUGAAAACAUCUUUAUGCUGUUUUUUUUUUUGUUUUUUUUUUUUUUAAAGAAGGUGGUUAGGUUUGCAAUUUGGAAAUUAAGAAAUCCUACCUAAAUAUUCUAAUAUUAAUGUGGUUUUAUUAAUUCCAUCCUUUAUAUAUUUCAUGUGACUUAAUCUGAUUUGUCUAACACAAACUCACUGCUUGUUUCUUACUGCUCUUUCCAUGCCCACAUGGAAAAAACCUAUACAAACAAAUAUGUUUCAAUAUAGGUUUUGAUAUAGGUUUUUAAUAUAUGUUACAUGUAUAAAAUUGGCAGUGUUCCUAUAUUAUAUGUACAUAUAUGUACACAUAUAUAUAUAUAUAUGUGCAUACCUAUAUAGGUACAUAUAUGCAUGUAUAUAUGCACCUAUACAGGAGAUAUAUUUCCUGUAUAUGCACAUAUAUGCACCUCAAUUUUGCCUAUAUGUGGCAUAUAUACGCAUAUAGGUUUCAUAUAAGCGCAUAUAUCCACAUAUAGGUUCUUUCCAUGUGGGUGUUUGGGGUUGGUUAGAUUUAGUUUGUUUUUAAAGUCUCUUGUUCUCACCAAGGCUGCAUUUAUUUGAUUUAAAAAAAAUUAAUAGUGAAAUAUUAUUACACUUUAAAAUAGCUGUUUUCUAUGUGAAUAUCUGCUCAAAUGUAAUUUAUUCCUGUGAUCAAAGCAUCGUUCCUCCAGUCUUCAGUGUCACAUGAUCUUCAGAAAUCAUUCUAAUAUGAUGAUUUGCUGCACAAGAAACAUUUCUGAUUAUUAUCAAUGUUGAAAAUCGUUGUGGCACACAAUAUUUUUGUGGAAACUUGUGAUGCAUUUUAUUUCUCAGGAUUCACAGAUGAACAAAGUUCAAAUGAACAGCAUUUAUUUGAAAUAUAAAUCUUUUGUAACAUUUUAAAUGUCUUUAAUGUCACUUUUGAUCAGUUCAGUGCAUCCUUGAUGAAUACAAAUGUACAUUUAUUAUUUAAAAAUCUUACUGAUCCCAAACAUUUUAACUUUAUACUUGAUUUCUCAUCACAUAUAUUGUCAUGAACUCAUGAGCCGUUGCAGCUCUGCAUUCAGUGACAAAUGUCCCCAAGCUGCCGUUGAUUGGCUGCUAUUGUGUGUCUUUCGGCCGCUAAUGGUGUGAAUGGCAUCUCUUCAGUUUGAAGCCUCUCCCAGUCGUUCGCUCCAUUUGGUGUUGGUUUGAGUCGUUGACGCCUGCUGAAUGUCCCACAGUCCUCUCAUAUUCAGUCCUGCAAACGUCUGACAGCCUCAGAUAAACCAGAAUAAUGAUCAGGAUCAUUUGAUACUCAUAUCCAGUGUAACUCCAGGCUCAGAUCAGAUGAACAUCACUCCUCUCCUGUGGGAAACCUGAUUUAUUCAUCUUUUUAUCAGCCUUCGGUACUAUUUCCCCAAUUAAAUCUGCAGAGAUAAGCACAAAAAUUCUACCAUGAUGUAUAAAUAGUAUUUUUCGUAGUGUUAAUACAUUAUGACAGUUAAUACCUUUAAUUUAUUUUUAAAUAAUUGUAGCCUGUUUAUUAAUUUUGUUACUAAUUACAGUACAUUUUGUAAAAAGAAAAAUGUAAAACCGCAUUAGAGUAAUGAAUAAAGAAUGCAAAGAAUGUUUUUUUUUUUUUUUUUAAUUAAACAUCCAAAUGCAUUAAAGCGACAGAUCUUAAAAAUGUAAACAUUAACCAUGUUAAAAUGAGCAUGCUCAACAUAUGCAUGUUCAAAAACCUUUACAUCCAAAAUUUUUUAUUUUAUUUUCAUGAGCAGUUGUUCACCAAAUGCACAGUUUUGAGUCUUGAAUCAACACAUAUUGAUUUAAUUUCUGUAUCUACACAACGUCGAUUCAGUAAGCAGAUGUUUUAUGCUUGUAGUUUGAGAUGCUGAAGCGUCUCAUAUGGAAACAGAAAGAAAUGUUUUAAGCACACUAAGAAAUACAGACAAAUCAACCAACACCAGUGUUUGCAAAAAUACACAUUUGUCUAUUUUAUUUGACUAUUCGCUCUAUAGAGACCACGCUACCAUCAGUUGAAUGUCUUUGAAUCGUUGACCUGUGUUUUCCACUGUCUGGUGUUUCAGUGUUGUGAAACUGAUUUUCACAUCAUGUUCACGUGAUCUCGAUCAUGUUUGUGGGCUUCCCUGAGGAUCUGGAUCACAGAAACCUGGAUCUGGAGUAGCAGAUGCGUUUCGGAGGAGCUCUCGUUUGCAACACAAGGAUGUGUGUUCUGCACCUCUCUUUUCAUGCUGCUUGGAUACUAGAUAAACUCUUUUAUACACCUGUUAAGAGACGGAGAGUGGAGAAACACAACAGCGGUCGAACCCUCUCUGACCUGAAGGCACAGUCUCUCUUUCUUCAGCUGUUUUAAUAGUUUUUGGGGGUCGCCGAACAAUAAAUCAUCUAAAUGCAAGAGUUUGUAGCAACAAGAAUUAAGAUUAUUAUUAUUAUUAUAAAGAUUGAUAAUCAAUAUUUUAUGAAACGAGCACAUAUUUUACUGACUAGGAUUUGUUCAAUAUGUCUAAUGCUAUAUAAAGUUUAGGCUGUGUAUGUCAGGGUCUUUUGUUUAGUAAUAAAUACAGUAAAUCGGAGUUGAGUGCAAA